Molecule: messenger RNA, 1035 nt
Organism: Symbiodinium natans
Lineage: Eukaryota; Dinophyceae; Suessiales; Symbiodiniaceae
Source: the annotation of a GenBank genome assembly
AUGUCCGAUGAGUCCGAUCCGGACUUCGAGACAAGGCAAAGGCCGAGGCAACCACUAGCCAACUGCCUUCUGCUGUCGGCGUGCCUCGUCGUCAGCAUUAGCUUCAUCGGCUUGGCGAAGUACAGCAUGAAGGGCUUGUUGGCCCCGCCGGGGCCUCCAUGGACACAGCAGAGCGCUUGGGGCGAUCCCUCCGAGGUUUUUCCCUUCCUGGGUGCUGGACUUUGCCUGGGCAUCAACCGCAGGCAGGUGCCCGCGGCCUUCAACACCACCAACAUCCAGGAGAUCCUCCCUUUUUUCCAGCCGGCGAACGUCGGCACUAGCGGCGUCAGCAGCGAGUGUCAGGCGAGAUGUGCUGCGCGGGAGGACUGCACCGGCUAUGCCACAUACUCCGGAGAUUUUCCUGGGCAUCCGCAAAGCGGCUGCUCCCUGAUCUUGGAGGCCGAUGGCUACCCAGCAGCGGGAGAUGGCAAUCAGAGCUUUCACUGCUUUUGGAGGCACCGCUUUGUCCACAACAGUGCUGGGAUCUACGAUCCGCCCCGCCAGAAGGUGCCCUCGAUCAUUUGGACCUACUGGCAGAACAUGCACAAGGCGGAAACCAACGCCACAGAGCGGCUGAAGGCUUUCCUGAGCUUGUGCCAUCGGUCAUGGAGGCAGCUGAACCCUGGCUGGUAUGUGCGGAUCCUGGACCAGGACACCAUGUGGCAGUACCUCCUCAAAGAGGAUCUUCCAGAAGCCUUCGACCAGCUGUCGAUUCAGCACAAGUCUGAUGCCAUUCGGUUGGCGCUGCUGGUCAAGUACGGCGGCGUUUGGCUCGAUGCCACGACGCUUCUUCUGCAGCCCCUGAGCAUCAUCGUCAAUCAGGUGGACCCGUCCCAGCGCGUCUUCUACGUGAACCGCGGCUUCGACAACGAGGGCAUUAUUGACAAAACGAGGUGGGCCGAGGAUCGCUACAGCGCCGAGUUCCACAUCGAGAACUGGUUCUUCGCAGCGCCUCCCCAGGUGAGCGGAGGGGUUCAAGGGGUGUUGAGGUUCUAA